CGACAAUGGCAGAAAAAUACGAUGAAAUCAUCUUGAAAGCAUUCCACCAUUUAGCUUUGGCUGAGCUUAUUUAACUCACCAGCAACUUGGCAGUGGAAAUAAUCAUCUCUGUUGGACGUGCUGCUGCAUCAGAAGGCGAAUAAUUUUGCAAAAGCCCCACGAAAUACAAAAAACGAAAAAAAAUAUAAAGGCUAAGAAAUCUCGAAAGUCGAAAUUGAUUUAGUGGCCAUGUGUGACAAAUCGUUGUUUGCCUGUGACACUGUAACUGUAACUAGAACUACAACUGCAACUGCAAUCGCUAUUGCGGUACUGGCGUUGUGUGUGAUGCCUGCUGCUGCCAAUUCGUACGUGAGCCCAACGGACUCGCUUGAGAGUCUUCCCACUGCCGCUGAGGUGCAGUUGACUGCUGCACUGACGAAAAUCGAUAAUUUCCUGCAGUACUCGUUGCCAGAGAAGAUGCGGUCCGAGGGUGAAGCGAUACGUGCCGAAGCAAUACAGGAGCUCGAACGUUGCGUUCAGUUGGUGACUGGUAAAGAGGAUGUUUGGCGUUUCAGGCAAUGCUGUGGCGAGGAGCUGGGUCGGACCAUGAAGCAACUGGCCUUGCUGACGAAACAGGCCUAUAGUGGUGCGGGCGCAACAGUGACGCAUGCGUUUUGGUGGAGUUUAUUAAUAUUAGUUGCAUUUAUGUGAAUCAUUGCGUGCUCGAAUGCAGUUGUGUAAGAGCGCACCUGUGCUGUUAAGCUGAAAAUAUUUCUAUAUAAACUA
Messenger RNA from Anastrepha obliqua, 765 nucleotides. RefSeq lists its product as uncharacterized. Lineage: Eukaryota; Metazoa; Arthropoda; Insecta; Diptera; Tephritidae. The record is from RefSeq and is a predicted model, not a curated record. The coding region runs from base 229 to 690 and encodes 153 amino acids. The transcript is spliced from 2 exons.